ACACACAUUCACCAAAACAAAAAAACCCUAGUUUUUAAAUCUCCAUUUCCUCUUAAUUUGCUCAUUAAUAAAAAAGAAAAUGGGUGCAGACAAGGAGCAGCAAUCGCCGCAACCACUGGCACCGGCCUACGCCUAUCCACGAAGCAUCGACGCUGAGGCGGCUCACGACGGCGCUGAGCUGCGCAAGAGGAAGCGCGCGAAAUGCAUCCUCUACAUCGCCGCCUUCGCCAUCUUCCAAAUCGCAGUAAUCACAGUCUUCGCCCUAACCGUGAUGAAGGUCAAAACGCCCAAAUUCCGCAUCCGAGAGGCCACGCUCUCCGACUUCACCGCCGGAACCGCCUCACUGCGGGCCACCCUCAGCGCCGAGCUCGCCGUGAAGAACGCCAACUUCGGGCCGUACAAGUACCGCAGCACCACCGUGGAGUUCUUCUACCGCGGGGCGAAGAUAGGCGAGGUUCUCGUCCCCGGCUCGAAGGCUAACUGGAAGACUACAAAGGAGAUAAGUGCCGCCGCCGUGGAGUUGGAUCUGAGUGGUGACCCUCGGCUUCCCGGCGAGGUGGUGCGGAUAACGAGUUCGGCGAAGAUGGAGGGGAAAGUAGAGAUGCUGUUUUUUAUGAAGAAGGAUAGAUCGACGGAGAUGAAUUGCUCUAUGGAUAUUGUGACGGCGUCAAGGACUGUUAAGAAUAUUGAAUGCGAAUGAUUUGUUUUAUUUUCAUUUUUAUUGUGACUGAUUAUUGAUAAUGUAUUCUUUUGAUAUUUGUGUACGAGUUUGCAAUCUAGAUUGAUUUUAUG
Salvia splendens (bonfire salvia) is the source of this 792-nucleotide messenger RNA. RefSeq lists its product as uncharacterized. NCBI's taxonomy places the organism in Eukaryota, Viridiplantae, Streptophyta, Magnoliopsida, Lamiales, Lamiaceae. The coding region runs from base 80 to 700 and encodes 206 amino acids. The record is from RefSeq and is a predicted model, not a curated record. The transcript has a single exon.